AAUAAAUUUGACGGGAAACAUGAAUAUGUUGCACAACCGAUGUAAACAUUGCGGUUAAAAGUUCGGUUACCGUUCCUCAAAUCAUCGGAAGUCAAACAUUCCCUCCAGCGAAUGAAAUUAUGGAGCUCUUUCUAUAUCGGGGCGAGUGGGGUCUUCCCAGCAUAGAUUAUGACUGUGCAAGAAUACUGGCAUACCUAAAAUUCUCGGAAACAAAAAUCACAUAUAAUUUUAACGGCAAUCCGUUCAGCUCCCCGAGUGGAAUGCUACCAUAUCUAGUCACCGAAGGUAGGAAGAAAAUUGCCGGCUACAGUAAUAUUGUUGAGUACCUGCAGUCCAUAGGUUGCGACGCGAACGCACAGCUUGAGAAUCAGAGCUACAUUGUGAUCAAUGGGUACAUUCAGUAUGUGCUGGAAAACCUGCAUCCGUUUUUCAUGUACACUCUAUGGGGUGACCCGCAGAAUUUGGACACCACCCGGACACUGUACGCGAAGCGCAUUCCCAUUCCGUUCAACUUCUACUGCCCGCGAAAGUAUGUACUGAAGACGAACGAGCUGACCCAAACGCUGGCGGGCUUCGGCUUGGAGGAUUCUGUCGAGCUGCACGAUGUGAAGGAUCUGAUACAAAACGCCAAAAAGUGCAUCAACUGGGUCGCGAGUAAACUGGGCGAAAGCCGAUUCUUCUUCGGUGACACACCGAGCGAAAUCGAUGCCGUCCUGUACGGAUACUUCUCCGUGAUACUGAAAUUGACCCUGCCGAACAACGUUCUCCAGAAUCACCUCAAGCAGUGUGAAAAGCUGGUCAGCUUCACGGAGCGCAUCACGACAAUCUAUUUCGCCAAGGAAGGCUUCACCAGUGCAAAGGUAUUAAGUUCGGCGUCUUCCAACUCUUCAUCGUCGUCAUCCAAUUCCAAACCGAAGGAAGAAGAGAAGCAGUACUAUGAUGGCACUCAGAAAGAUGACACGCCGUACGAUCGGAAGAAGCGGUAUGUGGUUUCCGGCAUUUUCGCUACGUUUGCCAUGGUCGGUUAUGCGCUCAUGUCGGGGAUCCUGACGAUCGCACACCCCGCCAAUGGUGGAGGCAAUUUCAUUUCGUACGAUGAGCCGGAAUAUGACGAUGAAGAUUAAAUUGGCCGGAAAACGGCUUUUCAAAAUAUAGUUCAAAAUAAAACUAACAACAAAAAACGCUUAACGUCGUUUAA
Toxorhynchites rutilus septentrionalis is the source of this 1198-nucleotide messenger RNA. RefSeq names its product metaxin-1 homolog. The record is from RefSeq and is a predicted model, not a curated record. Gene Ontology annotation, biological process: mitochondrion organization. NCBI's taxonomy places the organism in Eukaryota, Metazoa, Arthropoda, Insecta, Diptera, Culicidae. The coding region runs from base 120 to 1124 and encodes 334 amino acids. The transcript has 4 exons. Gene Ontology annotation, cellular component: SAM complex.